ACAGCCCUGGGUGGCGCGUUGGGCGGAGAGACCUGUAAUUAUCUUGUCAUGCAGCGAUCAAAACAACUGGGAACUGGGACUUCAGUGAGUUUAAAACAAGAUCACCGACCUCAUGAUUUGACCUCGUAUUUUUCAGAGAUCCCAGUUGUUUUGAAUUCGGCAUCAGUAUGUCUAUAAUUAUUGAGUAGACGCAGGUCGAGCAUCCGCGUAUACACCUGAAAUCCAUAAAGCAGAAAUGCUAAACUGAUCUUAGAUCAGGCAUUCUACUCCGAUUCACACAUCGAAACCGAAACAAGGUGAUGAACCUCUCAGAGGAGAACAGGACAGUCGUGGUCUCUGGUGUACCAGACACACUGUCCAGCAGCCGCAUGGCAGACAAACUGGUUAUUCACUUCCAGAGCUCCAGAAGCCACGGAGGAGAUGUAGAAAACAUCAAGUACCCGACCAGCUUCAAGGGGGUGGCUUUUGUUACAUUUGAAAACACCAGAGAUGCUGAGAUGGUCAUCAGAAAGAAGCAGAUAAUGUGUGACAAGGAGUUCCCUCAAGACUACCCUAUCACUGUAUUCAGAUUCACCCAAGACGUGUUGUUCUACGUGAACGCUAAAGUGGACCUGUCAUUCUGCGGUGACCAGGAACAGCAGGAGACUGUGAUCCAAAGCUUGCAGUCUGCUCACAGAUCAGUGAGGAUCUGCCUUCUACCCAGCCAGGAGGGUAAAGCUUCAGUGGAGGGACCCUUCUCUGCCAUCAGGGACCUGAGAGAGGACCUGCUCCAGUGGGCCACUGCCAUCAGGGACCUGAGAGAGGACCCGAUCCAGUGGGCCACUGCCAGCAGCAGCAGUCACCCAGGGGAGAAGCACAGGGCUCCAUCGAGCUCUGGUUACUCCCUGACCUCAGUGGCAGCAGGGAAUGGGGUAUCCCAGGUCAGCAGCAGUCACCCAGGGGAGAAGCACGGGGCUCCAUGGAGCUCUGGUUACUCCCUGACCUCAGUGGCAGCAGGGAAUGGGGUAUCCCAGGUCAGCAGCAGUCACCCAGGGGAGAAGCACGGGGCUCCAUCGAGCUCUGGUUACUCCCUGACCUCAGUGGCAGCAGGGAAUGGGGUAUCCCAGGUCAGCAGCAGUCACCCAGGGGAGGAGCACGGGGCUCCAUCGAGCUCUGGUUACUCCCUGACCUCAGUGGCAGCAGGGAAUGGGGUAUCCCAGGUCAGCAGCAGUCACCCAGGGGAGAAGCACGGGGCUCCAUGGAGCUCUGGUUACUCCCUGACCUCAGUGGCAGCAGGGAAUGGGGUAUCCCAGGUCAGCAGCAGUCACCCAGGGGAGGAGCACGGGGCUCCAUCGAGCUCUGGUUACUCCCUGACCUCAGUGGCAGCAGGGAAUGGGGUAUCCCAGGUCAGCAGCAGUCACCCAGGGGAGGAGCACGGGGCUCCAUCGAGCUCUGGUUACUCCCUGACCUCAGUGGCAGCAGGGAAUGGAGUAUCCCAGGUCAGCAGCAGUCACCCAGGGGAGAAGCACGGGGCUCCAUCGAGCUCUGGUUACUCCCUGACCUCAGUGACAGCAGGGAAUGGCGUAUCCCAGGUCAGCAGCAGUCAUGCCUGGGAAAAGCACAGAGCUCCAUCUCCAUCAAGCCAUGAUCAUUCCCUGAGCUCUGUGGUAGCAGAGAGUAGGUCUUCCAGGGUCAGAUCUGGGGAUGGUGCUGAGGUGGACUUCCGGGUCAGCCGUUACACCUGGGAGAAGAAGAACAGGGCAGCUCCGUUAAGCGCUGAUCAUUCUCUGUCAAGCUCUGUGGCAGGAGGGAGUGGGGCUUCUACAAUAAAUCAAUCCUUGGAAAAGCACCGCAGGGCAGCUCCAUCAAGCUCUGAUCAUUCUCUGAGCUCCAUGGCAUCAGGGAGAGGUGAAUCCAAGGUCAUCAGCAGCAAUCACACAUUAGAGAAGUACAUCGCUCCAUCAAGCUCUGAUCAUUCUCUGUCAAGCCCAGUGCCAGCAGGAACUUCCAAGGUCAGCUCAGGUGGUGAUGUUGACAUGGAAGAGGAGUCCACGUGGGUGGACACAAACAUAUUUCUUUACAUUCAGAGAUUUUCUAAAGACCAGUUUGACCAAUGUUUUAGGAACCACGGUGUGUCAGCUGUGUUCGAUGACAAUGAUGCGGCCGACCUGACUCUGAUAUCGCUGAGAGGACGCCGCGACAGCAAGGGUCUCUCUGAAGUCCAACUGACCAUAUCAGAGCUGACUGAUUUGGUCGCCGUGUGGCAGUCAACCCUGAGAAUCCACACGAUAGACUACAGAAGGCAGGACCUGCGUGAGAGAAAGAGGCUUCUGCAACUCUGUGCCGAGGUGAACACCCUUUAUGAAGACGUUCUGUACGUGCAGAAGGAGCUCAGUGUCCGGGUCAUCGGUCCCUCUCUUUCCAGUCAUCUCUUUACUGAGUGGGUGAAGGAUCGAAUGGAUCAACCGCAUAAAGAGGACUUCUUGUAGUGGGGGUCAGAAUGUGAAUCAUUUUACCAUUCUGCAAUAGCAGCUAGUGCACGAAGAGCUUUUUUUGCGUGGUAUAUAUUGAUAGCACUGUGAGACGUUUUCAAGAGAUUUCUGUGAUAACUAAAUAGAAUAGAGUUUGUGUUUAUUUGCUGUGUCUCAACAAGGAUGCUGUUUUGUGUCAAGCUAGCCAUGAAGGCAUAACUAGAUAAUAGACUAGAAACUACAUGUUAAUGAGUCAACACUAGAGGGUGCUGUUGUACCGAAUAUACACAAUUUGUUCCAUUAAAUCAAUUAUUUCUGUGUGUCCUGA
Oncorhynchus nerka (sockeye salmon) is the source of this 2778-nucleotide messenger RNA. RefSeq names its product hornerin-like. Gene Ontology annotation, molecular function: RNA binding. Bases 300 to 2468 code for a protein of 722 amino acids. The transcript has 4 exons. The record is from RefSeq and is a predicted model, not a curated record. NCBI's taxonomy places the organism in Eukaryota, Metazoa, Chordata, Actinopteri, Salmoniformes, Salmonidae.